Molecule: messenger RNA, 529 nt
Organism: Arachis duranensis
Lineage: Eukaryota; Viridiplantae; Streptophyta; Magnoliopsida; Fabales; Fabaceae
Product: probable transcription repressor OFP9
Exons: 2
Coding region: 80-514 (144 amino acids)
Biological process (GO): negative regulation of DNA-templated transcription
Source: RefSeq, a predicted model, not a curated record
UAAAAGAUUUGAUUAGUGUUAUUGCACAAAUUAAACCUGCUUCCUUGAAAGACUUUUAAUUUGUCUUUGCUUCGAAGCAAUGAAAUCCUUAAAGCAGAGAGGAUGCAAGGCCUUAUGCUGCAGCAGUUGUAGGAGGCUUAGUGUGUCUUCCACAGAGGAAGCAGAGAGUUCAUCAGCCUCCGAUCGGUUUCCUUCCGUGUCGAGCGUCGCACACGCCAUGGUGCAAGAGAGACUUGACCAGUUGAUUAGGGAAAGGAGGAUGGAAGAGAGACAGAGGAGGCAGCAAAGCAGAGCCAGAGAAAGAGAAAGAACUAAGUUUGUUGUGAUGGUGGCAAUGGAGAAGUGCUCUUAUGAUCCAAGAGAAGAUUUUAGGGAGUCCAUGAUGGAGAUGAUAACAGCAAAUCGCAUCAAAGAAGCCAAAGAUCUUCGUAGCCUACUCAACUAUUAUAUCUCCAUGAACUCCAAUGAGUACCAUAGUCUUAUACUUGAGCUUUUUCAUGAGAUUUUUAGGUGAGUGUAAAUAAACAUU